Molecule: messenger RNA, 456 nt
Organism: Pisolithus orientalis
Lineage: Eukaryota; Fungi; Basidiomycota; Agaricomycetes; Boletales; Pisolithaceae
Exons: 1
Coding region: 1-456 (151 amino acids)
Source: RefSeq, a predicted model, not a curated record
AUGAACACAGAUUACUCCAUCUGCAGUGCUCUUGAUUAUCAUUCAGAAAGCAUCACAAAGGCCCUUGUCAUUUAUGAUGUUGGGUGCCAGUGGAGUAUUAACUUCCAGAGUUGGGUAAAAUCCAGCUGCUCUCUCCAUCUCCCUCCCUCCCUGGAAAUCAUUCCUGCUGUGGGGAAGUUUCAUCUUGCUGCCCACAAACUCUCUUGCUUUCCAAGAUAUAGCCUCAACUUUAUCAAGGGUGCUGGUCAUCUGGAUGGUGAAAUUUUGGAGACAUUGUGGGCUCCAUUCAAUAAGAUCUCUCCCACUGCAAGGUCUAUGACUCAGGCCCACAGACAAGAAGUGUAUGAUGACCAUAUGAGAGAUUCUAACUGGAAAAAAAUUGUCAACAUGGGUGAGAGACCUUUUCUUCAAAGAGAAGUUAAUUUACCCUGUACAUCUCAGUUCCUGCACUGUUGA